Messenger RNA from Drosophila santomea, 428 nucleotides. RefSeq names its product probable 60S ribosomal protein L37-B (gene RpL37-2). Lineage: Eukaryota; Metazoa; Arthropoda; Insecta; Diptera; Drosophilidae. The record is from RefSeq and is a predicted model, not a curated record. The transcript has a single exon. Gene Ontology annotation, biological process: translation. Bases 106 to 375 code for a protein of 89 amino acids. Gene Ontology annotation, cellular component: ribosome; cytosolic large ribosomal subunit. Gene Ontology annotation, molecular function: RNA binding; structural constituent of ribosome.
UUCUUUUCGCUUGUCAUUGUUCUCCAGAGCAGAAGUUCUUUCGACUCGGCCGGCAAUCGACUUAUAUCCUUCUAUAAGAUCUAUAAUAUCCUUCGUAGAAGAAAGAUGACCAAGGGAACGACAAGUUAUGGCAAGCGCCACAACAAGACGCACACAAUCUGUCGCCGCUGCGGCAACUCGUCGUAUCAUCUGCAGAAGUCGAAGUGCUCCCAGUGCGGCUAUCCCGCGGCCAAGACCCGAUCCUUCAACUGGUCCCGGAAGGCCAAGGGUCGCAAGGCCCAGGGAACCGGAAGGAUGCGCUACCUCAAGAAUCUGCGCCGUCGUUUCCGCAAUGGGUUCCGCGAAGGAGGUUCCUCACAGAAGAGAGCCAAGUAAAUGGUAUCAAGCUUGAUAAGCCCAAUAAAAGCCAAAUGAACGUAUUCCCUUAA